Molecule: messenger RNA, 346 nt
Organism: Astrephomene gubernaculifera
Lineage: Eukaryota; Viridiplantae; Chlorophyta; Chlorophyceae; Chlamydomonadales; Astrephomenaceae
Source: the annotation of a GenBank genome assembly
CACGUGUUCCUGCUGGAGCCCUCCCUGGACCCCGCCAUCGAGCAGCAGGCGGUGGCGCGUGUGCAUCGCAUCGGGCAGGAGCGGCCGGUGCGGGUGACGCGGCUGCUGGUGGAGGGCAGCGUGGAGGAGAAGGUCAUGAUGAUGCUGCAGGCCAAGCAGCAGCUCUUCCAUGAGGACGUCCACACCCGCCGAGCAGCCGCUGCCGCCGCCGCUGCAGCCGCAGGCCCCUCCACCUCCACAGCCGCAGCAGCAGCAGCCGGUGGCCCCGCAGCUGCCUCCUCCUCGCUGCUGCUCUCCCCCGCCCUGGUUCCGCUGCUGGAGGGCGGUGAGGGCGAGGAGGCGAGCC